AUGGCAACCCCUAUUCAGGAUAUCCUCAACUUAAUCACUCUUCACUAUGGAGGACCAGGCGGUGCUGCUGCUGUUAUUAAAGAUGGUGAGCUCAUCGCACAGCGCGUCUGGGGACACGCAGAUAUGGACCAGCGCAUUGCCAUGACGCCAGAGAUUCAGAUGCCAAUUUGCUCAAUCACUAAGCAGUUCAUGUGUGCAUUGCUGCAGGAUCUAAAACGCAAUCCAACUGCAGCAAUGACUGCUAAGGGAAACACUGAGGAACAGUUCACAGAGAGCUUCAACGCGGUACUAGACCCACAGCUCACCAGGGACACGGGAUUGACUCUCGACAAUCUAUGUGACAUGCAGUCAGGUCUACGUGACUAUUGGGCUAUGACCACAUUAUGGGGUGCGAAGCCAGAUGAUGAGUUUUUGGUGCAUCGAGACAUUCGUCCAAUGCUGGAACGGACCAAAUCCUUCCACUUCGAGCCUGGAACAGAGUAUUCCUACUCUAAUGUCAACUUUACAGCUCUCGGGCGGAUUAUUGAACGAGUGACUGGAGAGACACUGGGAAAGCUACUGAGCGAACGAGUUCUCGACCCCGCUGGAAUGACCACGGCACUUUUGUGUCCCAACAAUGCCGAACUCCCUCCACCGUGUGUUGGCUAUGAAGGAAAUGAUCAAGUUGGAUAUUUCCAAGCAUUAAAUCGAAUGGAGUGGUCUGGUGACGCCGGCCUGGUGGCUUCACUCACUGACAUGAUCUCUUACGAGAAGUACCUGGACAGCCUGAUUUACGACCCUCAAAGCUGGUAUCACAGUGUCGCAAAACCACAUACCUACAAUGAUGGUACACCUGCCAACUAUCACUACGGGCUGAGUCGUGUCGAUAUUGACGAUGUUAAAACACUCGGCCAUGGUGGUGCGCUACGUGGUUACCGCAUUCACCGACGCCAUGCCCCAGGAGAGCGACUGUCAGUUGUUGUCUUCUUCAACCAUGAGGCAGAUGCAUCCGCAGCUGUUGAAGAUAUUUUACGGGCUAUUUUGAAAAAGCCAAAUCCUGAAUUCCCCCCUGUCGAGCCAAGCCCUUCAUGGGUUGGGAUUUUCCUUGACCAAGAAACACAAUUGGCGAUCACUGUUAGCAAAGGAGCUCGCAUGGGUGACAUUCUUAUUUCAUACUCUGGUGGCCCUGAGACUAUCAAACUGACGGAUCCCAACAAUGGUAAAUCCAGAUCCAUGGUGGCAACCGUCGCAGGAGAUGUCCUCCUCGUCCAUCGAAUUUCCGAGAACCGGAUCCUUGAAGCCAGGCGACUUCAGCCCAGCAAAUCUAGCAUUAAAGAUACCGUUCUGCAGGGAAAAUACCACUCUGCUGAAGUUGAUUCUAUUUUCCAUUGCACUGGCGAAGCUGGAAUACUAUAUGGUUUCUUUGAUGGUUAUCUAGGUCAGGGACAUGCAGCCCCAAUACGAUACCUUGGGGAUGAUGUCUGGGCUCUGAAAUGUCCACGUGGCUUAGAUGCCCCAGCACCUGGUGACUGGACAAUGGUACUGAAGCGUGACGAUAAAGGUGCUGUUGUAAGCUUUGUCAUUGGAUGUUGGCUUGCAAGAGGAGUGGAGUUUUUCAGAAUCUGA
This is a messenger RNA of Penicillium taxi, 1605 nucleotides long. RefSeq names its product beta-lactamase/transpeptidase-like protein. Gene Ontology annotation, molecular function: aminopeptidase activity. Bases 1 to 1605 code for a protein of 534 amino acids. The record is from RefSeq and is a predicted model, not a curated record. NCBI's taxonomy places the organism in Eukaryota, Fungi, Ascomycota, Eurotiomycetes, Eurotiales, Aspergillaceae. The transcript has a single exon.